This is a messenger RNA of Penicillium robsamsonii, 261 nucleotides long. RefSeq lists its product as uncharacterized. The transcript has a single exon. The record is from RefSeq and is a predicted model, not a curated record. Bases 1 to 261 code for a protein of 86 amino acids. Lineage: Eukaryota; Fungi; Ascomycota; Eurotiomycetes; Eurotiales; Aspergillaceae.
AUGGCAAGGGACCAUGGACUCAACAAUGUCGCCACGAGACGACUUCUGCGGCCAAAGAGCCAGAACUCUGCGUGCACUGCGGUACAAAAACCAUUCCCAAAGCUAGAAGACACGUCGAAGCUGGCAACCUCUCUAGCGGCUGGCACUGCAAAGCGUGUGUUCGGAACAUCCGUACCCAUGGCCAUCUACCAAAUGAGGAACAGCUUGAAGCGAUCCAUCGGCGGAGACUGGUCAGGGCGAGUGGAGAGGCAAGCAAAAUAA